UAUGGUAUCUGAUUGUGCCUUGUAAAGGCUUCAGAAUAGCUAAUACUAUUGAAAACAGGGCAUUAGGUAGACUGGCCGUUGGUUAUACAAAGUCGAUAUUCAGACAAGUUUUCUCUCAAAUUACGCCAACAGCAAAGGUUUUUGAAAUUAAAUAUCAGACAAUAGAUUCCACGAUUAUUUUCCAUCACUACAAAUACCCAUACGUUAGCAUGUCACUAAAAUAUUGUAGAAAGCUAAUCUGUGGUUUACGCAAAUCAGGGAUGUAGAUGUCUUCCUCUUCGUAACUUAUUCAUGAUUAUGUCAAAUGCGUUCAUACUGAAAAACGCAGACUCAGACAAUUGCAACUUGCUUUGCUGUCUGGAGAGAAAAAGGGACUUCUUUUGUCUCAUUCAGUUCUAACUUACAUCGUAUUUAUAGAAAUUAGCCGUUCUACACCUCAACGGCGUUUCAUCGUGAUGUGUAAAAGUCGCCCAGUUUUCAAAAACGCUCGCUAGUAGCUCUGCAUGUAAAAAGAGCCUAUGUUGUAACAUCUCAGGAUGGAAAAAGUCGUCACAGAAUCGAUUACGACAAAUCAGAAACUCGUUAGUGUUGCUGAGAAGUACAUAUUAGAGAAGUACCGUGAGAGAAAAAGGAACCGGCUGCCCCCGAAAGUGAAUGCUCAUAACGCUGUAAAAUCCGCUGCAAGAGAGAAAACAAGUGGACUUCGAGGGAUCAGCAAGUUCAAAGAGGCAGCAAGAAUUGUGCGCAUUUUCAUUAGCGUAUGCAAUCGCUUGAUACGAAUAGCAGCUGAGCAUGGAAAGUACAACAUCUUAAAAUCAGAUGCAAAUGUUGAGUUGCACUCUGCUGCUGCUGGCUCAUUCCAGGGAAAUGAUGACGAAAAUUUGCUGUUUGAUCCCGGGAUGUAUAAGUCGAAAUCAGAGGCUCCUGUUCCCGCCUGGGUGAUUGAAGCUUGUUUAAAAACUGCGGAGGAGAGAACGAAUUCUGACUUACGGAAGCUCUGCUGCCUUAUGAAGCAAAUGGAAAUCUUCCAAAAGUACACUAAAGGGAUGCUCAACCUUAUGGCCAAGGCUGCAACUUGGUCUAGGUUCGACAGUGGGCGAGUUGUUAUAAGAAAAGGUCACCCUGGAAGAACAUUAUAUGUGAUUCUAAAUGGAAGUGUAGCCUUGCUCGAAAAUGAAAACGAAGAAACCUCUUUAAAGCAACAAGGAAAUCUGGUCGAGUCUAAUACUGAGAACUCAAAGCGGGAUGCAGUGUUACGCAAAGGAGAUUGCUUUGGAAGAGAGGCAUUCUUUAAAAAUAUGGAGAGACAAUCUACUGCAGUUUGUUUAUCGCUAACACACUUCUUAAUGGUUAAUUUGGAUGAUGUAAACGAAGUUGGGCUAGAAGAGUAUCUCAGUCAAGAAAUUACGACCAGAUACAAGUUUCUUAGGCUACUUCCAUUGUUUGAGAAGCUUCCCGACGAAAAGAUUCGUCUGAUAGCUGACAGAUCGCAAACAUACGAAUACCUGGCUGAUAAAAUCAUCGAAAAAGAUUCAGGCUGUUCAGAGUUUGUUUACAUUUGCCGAAAGGGCCAGUGUACUAUACUUCGUAAAAUAAAUAAAAGGAGGAGCAAGGAGUUUGCAUCAAGAAAAAGAAGCGAAUCGCUUGCAGAUGAGACAGUCAACACAUUUUUACCCUUAACCACACCUUGCCAGUCAGUAAUGAAAGCAAGAGACAAUACGGGCACAACAACGGAGCUAAAGAGGUUGCCAGAGAUAACUAUGCAUUUAGUGAAAUCUCGGAACUUGAUUUCUCGGCGAUACCCACAAGAGUUAUCUGAUAAGUCAACGGAAAGCCUAUGGGGGAAAGUGGCGAAGAAGAGUCUUUGGCAUUCCUCCUUUUCUAAGCACAGAUAUUCGGUGGGUCAAGUCCGUACCGAAGCCUAUAACAGUCGCUCAAGGAUUGACACUGGUUUCUGGGCAAGAAAGGACGGGUGCCGUCUACCUAUAGAAACUCCUGAUGGGCUUGUUGUGCAGGUUGCGCAGUUGUCAAAAGGCGAUGUUUUUGGUUUGGAUGACGGGGCUCAAGAGGUCAUCACUUCCAAUGAAAAAAGGAACUUCAUUCUUGUCAGUUCCGGGUGUGAAGUCAUAGCUAUCAAAAGACAAACAUUACUUCAGAAUCUGAAUUGCCAGACAAUUGAUAGAAUAAGGACAACAGAAAGACCCUAUGCAAGCGACGAUGAACUGUACAGUGCUUUUUGCGAACAAAUGCAAUGGAAGUCUUAUCGAGAGCAGCUUGUUGGACGGCUUUUAAAAUGGAGAGGAAGUAGCUCCAAUGCGAAAACCAUGUAAAAAUGAACGAUUGUCUUAUAAUGUUUGAGGUGUGAGGUGUCUGAAAUUUUAAAUUAUUGUCGAGGCUCUAUUAUUUCCCAGUUGAAACUGGUAUGACAAGAUUUGUUUUUAUUCAUAUGAUCAGGUGAAAAUAUUAACUGAUAAGAAAACAAACGAGCAAUCAGCAAUGUUUCUCUAAGCUGUCAAAACUCCUUCUUUUAAGCAAGAUUUCUUCUCUAAGCUUUCAGUGUUGAUCAAUGCUGGAUACAUAUAAUUUGUUCCUUUUAAUGACAUAACGUACGUUGCAGAAUUCUAUACCGUGAUCAGUCUGGUAUAUGUUUUCAAUUGGUGAAUAUAUUCGAUAUCAAGAUCGAAAAAUCACGCUUGGCAAAUACGAAACCAUGACACGAUGAUAAAAUGAAAUUUUUCAUUGUCCACGAUUGCAAAAGAAUAGCUUCAACAGCUGAUUUUAUAUGAGAAAUGUAGAUAAAAUUCCAGUCAACCUAUUAAUUUAUUAUUUUUUUUAUUAUCGUACAUUUCUUACUGAUCGAUACUCAUUUCAAUAAAUCAAAUACUUUCCUUUGAUUCUCCUGACUAAGUAAGCCACUGUUUUUAGAUAAAUUAGAAAUAAAAGAGAUUGAAGCAGGUCAAAAAUAAUUCGUUAAACCUUAGCCACUCUUUUGCAUCUUUAUAACGGUAACACUGUUAUAUAUUUAUUGUAGUACGCUAGUCAAAUAUUAUUUAAGGUUUGUGUUGAAAAUGUAAAGGGUGGUUUAUAUGUUAGAAUCUGGCUUGCCCUUAGAUGGUUGAGUCCUUUUGUGCUUGUAAUUGCCGUUCAGUUUUUAACUGCAUCUUUCAAAUAUAAGUAGAAUUUAGGAAGAAGAGUUGCUGCCGUGUUUUUUGGUGUUUUGCGAAUUCUGUGAAACUCAAGUGUGCCAAAAUGAGGGCAAUGUUAGAUAAACAAUUGGACUUGAAACUAUCAAAGCAAUCAAAGUAAAAUGCAAGAAUUCCAAACAAAUAAGUCUUUAUUCUUCUUUUGAAACUUCGCCAUACAAAAAGUAAAAUGUAAUGCUAAAGAAAAUUUAUCCUUAUUAUGAAAUGUAAUUAAUUAUCCUAAUUAUAGCAAAGAGUAAUUAAUUAUCUUAUUUCUUGGGAGAUGAACACAGGUGCGUAACUAAGUUAACUAAUUUUGGUGGGGUGGUAAGGAUUUCUGCACUGCAAAAUUGAGUGGUGCACUGAAUACUUAUUUUUGAUUUAGGGAGGGGGUAACAUUGUAGCGGUAUGAGAUUGAAGGGGUUCAAAAAUUGCACCCUUCCAAAAAUAUCUUACGCCCCACCCCUCAAAAUUGAUAAUGGCUGGUCCCUUAUUUUGAUUUUGCUUUUUAAUCAAGCUAAGCUUAACACAUCGUAUGUUUUAUGUUUUUCACCUACAUGAAAGGGAAAGGGCCAUGAAAUUGUACCUGGGGGCUAAGAAUCAAGUUUAGUGAUGUAGGAGGACCCACCAUGUUUGGGUCCGAGGCGAAAGAAUUUUUUUUGGGAUUAUACCUUGUAGAAGGGCUAAAAAGCAUCUCCCAGAGUAAAAUUAAACAAAAUACUUUACCGCUUAGGAUAAACGAUUCGGUGAUUAACAACUCAGAAAAACACUGAUCCUCCUCCUGAUUUCCCACCUCUCCCUCUCUUGAUUUUCCAUCAUCCCCCAUCAAGCUU
This is a messenger RNA of Rhopilema esculentum, 4015 nucleotides long. Its product is annotated as cyclic nucleotide-binding domain-containing protein 2. NCBI's taxonomy places the organism in Eukaryota, Metazoa, Cnidaria, Scyphozoa, Rhizostomeae, Rhizostomatidae. Gene Ontology annotation, molecular function: cAMP binding. The record is from RefSeq and is a predicted model, not a curated record. Gene Ontology annotation, biological process: spermatogenesis.